This is a messenger RNA of Oncorhynchus nerka (sockeye salmon), 2172 nucleotides long. It is a transcript of the gene polr1e, whose product is annotated as RNA polymerase I subunit E. The coding region runs from base 12 to 1277 and encodes 421 amino acids. The record is from RefSeq and is a predicted model, not a curated record. Gene Ontology annotation, cellular component: RNA polymerase I complex. Gene Ontology annotation, biological process: RNA polymerase I preinitiation complex assembly; transcription elongation by RNA polymerase I; DNA-templated transcription. The transcript is spliced from 12 exons. NCBI's taxonomy places the organism in Eukaryota, Metazoa, Chordata, Actinopteri, Salmoniformes, Salmonidae. Gene Ontology annotation, molecular function: DNA binding.
UGACAACAAACAUGGAUGCCAACUGCACAUUGGUUUGCUGUGAAGAGGAGAGAGAAGACGAUAAAGCUGCUAUUGUUCAGUUCUCUAACGGCACCCUGAGGAACACACAGCAGCUGGACUUCAGCUUCUAUAAGAACGUGGACGAGACCAACCCUAGGAAGAAGAACCGACGCAUGCUGGUGAGAUCACUACGCCUGUGUUAUUAUGGUGACAGUGUUGUUAUUAUGUCUCUCAGCUGUUUACCAAAACAGUGGCAGGGUGACAGUGUGUUGUUAUGUCUCAGGUAUUAUGUCGGGGUGCUGAACAAGGAGACCAUGACGAUGGAGGUGCACAACGCUCAACUGUUCAACAUGCAGCCCGUCAUCCCAGGGGAGGCGUCUACAGAGAAUGAUGCGUCCCAGAACACAGAUCUAACAUACAGGGAAAAGGUGGACUCUCUGAUCGAGGCGUUUGGUAACAAAAAGCAGAAGAGAGCUCUGACCUCCAGGAGACUGAACCAGGUGGGCAGUGAGACCCUGCAGAGUGCUGUAGCAAAGGCUGCCCUCUCCAUCAUAGACCAGAAGGGCCUGGAAGUCCUUCAGCAGGAGGUGGUUCAGUCCCAGUCUGAAGUGUCUCAUUACCUUCCUCCCUGCUACCCCGACGCCGACACACCUCAACACGUCUACCUGUUUGACGACAUCCUGUCUCCGGUGGAGUACGAUGUCCUGGAUGCUGCUGGCUCCAAGAUGGCCGCCCUGACCCCAGAGGAACUACAGAACUUAAAAGAUGAAGGGUGUCAGAGCGUGGUGAGUCAGUUGGAGAGCCUGCCCAGAGAGGGCGUGGCCAGAGAGAGACAUGCUCGCUGUGCCUUCUACCUCCUCCUGCUGCUCAAACUGGCACGGCAGAAAAACAUGACUCUCGGGCAGGAGGAGGGCUGUCCUCGUAUCAUCCACAUCAAGCUGAAGAGGACCUUCACCGUGGAGACCUUCAAUCACGGCAGGGUGCGGAACGUGGUGUCUACGUCGAUGCGUGUGAAGGUGGCAGCGUACUGCCUGGCCCUGCUGCUCCACAUGGGAGACAUGACCGCUGACCUCACACUGUUACACAGAGACCUGGGGGUCACAGAGAAACGGAUGGUGGAGGUGGCCAAGUCGAUGGGGCUGACCCUGUCCAGACACGGCUGUGUGACGGGGGACGACGGCGGUCCGAUGGCCGAAAACAGACUGGCGACUCUGCGGCUGCCCCUCGUCAAAUACCAAACGUUCACGGAGAUACGCAAACGCAAAAAAAUGCAUUAGAGGAAGACGAGGAAGACGAGGGGAAACGCUUCCAAAACACACCGACUGCGUCCCAUUUGACGCAGCGUCGUCUGGUUAUGUCUGCAACCGAAGUUCACCUUUUCUGCCAAGCCGUCUGCAGCAGACAGUCUGAUACAUCCAACGUGACGCUCUACCCAGAAUGCACUGCGGCUGCCUCCUGAAACGCAACGUUGUUUACUGGAGAUGAAUGUACCAACAUGUAAUGACUCUGUCGGUGUGAUUGAAGUGGAAGGAGGAGGGGAGGAAGACGGGGGUAAGGAGGAAGAGGAGAGGGAGGAGAUGAAUGUACUUCUGGGUGUACCAACAUGUAAUGACUCUGUCGGUGUGAUUGAAGUGUAAGGAGGAGGGGAGGAAGACGGGGGUAAGGAGGAAGAGGAGAGGGUAAAUAUUCCUAGAGGAGAGGAAGAUGGGGAUAAGGAGGAAGAGGAGAGGGAGGAGAGGAAGAUGGGGAUAAGGAGGAAGAGUGAAGGGGAGAGGGUAAAUAUUCCUAGAGAGAGGUGAGGAAGACUGGGGUAAGGAGGGGGAGGAGAGGAAGAUGGGGAUAAGGAGGAAGAGUGAAGGGGAGAGGGUAAAUAUUCCUAGAGAGGGGAGGUGAGGAAGAUGGGGGUAAGGAGGAAGAGGAGGAUAAAUAUUCCUAGAGAGGGGAGGUGAGGAAGAUGGGGAUAAGGAGGAAGAGUGAAGGGUAAAUAUUCUUAGAGGGGAGGUGAGGAAGACGGGGAUAAGGAGGAAGAGUGAAGGGUAAAUAUUCCUAGAGGGGAGGUGAGGAAGACGGGGAUAAGGAGGAAGAGGAGAGGGAGGAGAGGAAGAUGGGGAUAAGGAGGAAGAGUGAAGGGGAGAUGGUAAAUAUUCCUAGAGAGGGGAGGUGAGGAAGAUG